Molecule: messenger RNA, 3037 nt
Organism: Sycon ciliatum
Lineage: Eukaryota; Metazoa; Porifera; Calcarea; Leucosolenida; Sycettidae
Product: peroxidasin homolog
Exons: 13
Coding region: 593-2131 (512 amino acids)
Molecular function (GO): protein binding
Source: RefSeq, a predicted model, not a curated record
AAGCCUAGCCGCAUGUCCUGGUUUGUCGUUCGCGGGUCGUGAUCAUGCAGUCUUGAUAUCGCCGGGACGGUCGGACGUGAGGUUGAGCAGGACUGAGGUUUCGUAGAUCUACGCUGCAUUCUUCGUGUGCCAACCUGAGCUUAGACAGCUUUAGCAUUUAGGAACAUUGCCAUACAAAAUUAAUUUCAUAGCAGACCGAUCUGCGAAGGCGAGCUCGGUUGAACUGCCUUUCGCCUAGCUGUAUUUGGCUGUAGUCGAGUCAGUAUCGCGCUUGAAGAAACUAAGUUGAAGUGGUGUCCCGGCUCCGUGUGAAGGUGAUGUGGUGAAGGAUCCAUUCGACCAACAAGGGGCGCUGGGUCUGCAAUUUUCGUAACAGUUACUUUCGAAAAAUUCUCCUCGAGUCAUUCAAGCUACCGAAUCCGCGGAUCGGAUAUUGGACCUCAACGACGCAGUUCAAGCACAUCGUCUCUCCCCACGGUCGAUCGGGUAGGCAGCGGACCUUCGAGUGGUCGAGUUUCGGAAGGGUCGAUCUCUAGAUACAUCUAUCCGGCGAUAACGGUUUGACUGCGCCGGGCCGUAAACUCCGACGGUAAUGAUGAAGUCUUGGUGCAGGAAGGCCCUCCCCGCGCUGUUGGCGCUCCUGGUGUGCGGUACUGCCGUGAUCAAUGGACAAGGUUCGUGUCCGCCGUCAGACCACUGUCUGUGCACGGCUUCGCUGAUGAACUGCGACCCUAGCGCACUGGGUGGCCGAGGCUGGGUGUAUAAUCGCACCAUGCCCUCGCCGAUCUCCGCCACUGUACAAACCCUAAUUGUCACCGGCAAUGAUCUCACCACUCUGCUGGCAGAGGAGUUGCGCAAUGCGACGGGACUAACUAAGCUACAAGUUGAUAAUAAUCGACUCAAGUAUCUUUCUGUAGAUACAUUCAAGUACCAGAGAUCCUUGCAGGAGCUGGACCUCAGCAACAACCAUCUGCGUACAUUGCCACUGGGUAUCUUUGCAAACAUGACUUCAUUGACCUCGCUGUCAUUACACAGCAACUGGAUCAGUACACUUCCAGCGGAGGGGGUUGAUCACGUGUUCUCAGACUUAGUCCUUACCACACUCAAGAAAAUAACGUUGCAUGGCAAUUCGCUGCACUGCGAUUGCACGCUGCAGUGGCUACCGAACUACGCCACCACACUGGUAGCAGCCGGCAUUCUCGAUCAACCGGGGCAAGUCCAGUGUCAGUUGCCGGCCCGUGUUACAGGUGUCGCUCUGACGCAGCUUGAGACGCUCACCCCUCGUCUAGUCUAUAAUUGCACUCAGCCAGCUAUUGUAUCGGCGCCUGUCGAGUCUGUUGUCAACAGUACUACAUCUGUGACACUGUCAUGCGCAACAAGUGGCUCACCAGUCCCCGAGGUCGCAUGGUACCAAGACAAUGCCCGAGUGGAUAUCGACUACUAUCGGCUCAACCUAGCGCAGGACGGCUCUCUCGUCAUAUCCGAUUCACGGCAUUCGGACGAGGGCAACUACCACUGCAACGUCACCAAUGAGAAGGGCUUUGCCGCUAGCGGCGUGGCCUUUCUCAAAGUCGAUGAGGUGACGUGCUUCAAUCAAGCUGUCGGUGGCGAUGAAACAGACAUGGACUGCGGAGGACCACUGUGCAACCCUUGUGCACUGACACAGAAAUGCCUCGCGGAUCGAGAUUGUGUAGACAGCUCCGUUUGCCUUGGCUCACACCAGCUGACCUCCAGUCUGCUCUAUGUGUCGUCAGCCAAUGACCGUUAUCUGACAUGCGCUCCCAAUGAAGAGCCCGGUACGACUCUGCUACAGCGACUCAGGGCAUCGCUGCGUGGACGUGACAAUCCGCUGGAGGGUAUCAACGGUACGGAGGAUCUCGCUGCAUUGGUUCAGGAACUGCACGGAGAGAUCAUCACACAGCUUGAGGUACCUCGUUCCUACAUCAGCAAUGUUCGAUUGGAGGCACAAGCACGUCAUCGCAGACCACUGUACAAGUUGCGCUUCUCAAUGUCAUCAAGCGGUGCAGUCAUGACCAAGACAUCAUUGGAACGACAGCUUCAUCGAGGCCAGCUUCACGGUACGGUGGCAUACAGCGGCACAGGGAACAGCGAAGUGCAGCUCGUCUUCUAGUUCAUCACACACUGCCAGCCAGUGAAUGGCACACGUGUGGGCAACGUUUUUCUUUGCUACGAGCCAUCGUGACUGUAAAGCAAACUCGCCAUCCAGUGGAUCAGGACUAUUAAUGACGACGCCCUCGUCGAGGGUUGAUUUAGCCAAGCACUGAAUGAUGGAGGUGUAGGACACUUUGUUGUUCAUAUCAUAGCUCUGUAGUACACUUUCUAGCAGAAUGUACACCUAUGCUAGAUAGUGCGUUGCAAAUUAAACCCAACCGCCAGCACUUGUGUAUCAAAACGAUUACUCUUGUAUUGAAGUAAGCACUUCGUCAACUGACUUUAGAAAGCCAUGGGUGAUUUCAAUGCCAUUUGAGUAUGCAAAUUCUUGUCACAUGUACCACGAGACCUAGUAAUUCCACCCACAAUGCUGACGAAACCCGUACUCUGUAUGGGUUGAUUCUAGUGCAACGCCAGAAUAAGUCUGUCGAUACAGAGUGUUUAGCCGCACCAUACCAUAGUACUGUAGUAGAUAAUAUUCUUGAUGCAUGAUACACACAUUGAUACACUGAUUGAUACUGACAUUGAUACACACAUUGAUACUGACAAGCCCUUGCUGUCAGGCUGGAUAGCGUUAUUUCUGUCUGAAGCUUAACAUUUAUUACAACUCAUCACAUUGAAUGACAAAGGUCUCUUCUCGAUCUGACUGCACCAGCCAGCAGAGAAUGUUGGACUACAACUUUUUCUUUUCUUGUUAUUGAGCAUCAUUCUCAUCCCCCCCAAUGAAUACCUUGGUGUUUCAACCGCUUCAUAUCGUCAUGAUACUUGCAUGCUGAAGAGCCAGUCUGCAUGUGAAUCCUUUUGUCAUGCACACAGCAAUUGUACUAUUCUUUGGGUAUACUGUAAAACAAGGCUUGCUCGUUCA